Ochlerotatus camptorhynchus is the source of this 1522-nucleotide messenger RNA. RefSeq names its product charged multivesicular body protein shrub (gene shrb). Lineage: Eukaryota; Metazoa; Arthropoda; Insecta; Diptera; Culicidae. Gene Ontology annotation, biological process: vesicle budding from membrane; late endosome to vacuole transport via multivesicular body sorting pathway. Gene Ontology annotation, cellular component: ESCRT III complex; cytoplasmic side of plasma membrane; multivesicular body. The record is from RefSeq and is a predicted model, not a curated record. Bases 202 to 873 code for a protein of 223 amino acids. The transcript has 4 exons.
GAAUAAAAAAGGAUCGAAAGUUUUUUCGUCGCUUCCUGGCAUUGCGAAGUGGAAAAUUAUCCCAAAAUCGGAUUGCAAACCUUUCCUCACCUUUUGGAUUCAUAGAACGCCACAAAAUUUGUUAAUUCAAUCAAAUCACUGGUCAAAGACCUUGAGGAUUGUUUUUUUUUUUAGGAGUAAACGGCGAACAGCACCAAUAGGAUGAGUUUCUUCGGAAAACUGUUCUCCGGGAAGAAGGGCGAACCAGCCCCGACGCCGAGCGAGGCCAUUCAAAAGCUUAGGGAUAUAGAGAAUAUGCUGACCAAGAAACAGGAGUUCCUGGAGAAAAAGAUUGAAGUCGAACUGGACACUGCCCGGAAAAAUGGAACCAAGAACAAGCGCGCUGCGCUCCAGGCUCUCAAGCGGAAGAAGCGAUACGAAAAACAGCUGACUCAAAUCGAUGGCACCCUGUCCACAAUUGAGAUGCAGCGGGAGGCUUUGGAGAAUGCCAAUACCAACACAGCCGUCUUGACCACAAUGAAGAAGGCCUCGGAUGCACUGAAGGCUGCCCACAAAGAUAUGAACAUCGACGACGUUCACGAUAUGAUGGACGACAUUGCCGAACAGAAUGACAUCGCGAACGAAAUCUCCAAUGCCGUUUCGACGGCGGUCGGAUUCGGCCAGGACAUCGACGAUGAUGAGCUGGAGAAGGAGCUCGAGGAACUGGAACAGGAAGAAUUGGACAAGGAACUGCUCGGAGUGCAGCCGGAGACGGAUCAGCUGCCGGAAGUGCCAUCGACCGACCUGCCGGCCAAGGCGAAAGAAAAGAAAAAGGCUGUCGCAGAGGAUGAUGACGAUCCAGACAUGAAGGAACUGAUGUCGUGGGCUAAUUAAAGCGGGAAAUUUCACCGGUUCGUUCCCACAGGGGCUACACAAUAUCCAUGCAUAUAACUAACUACACGUUUAGAAAUACUGACCGGCUAGCUUCUAUUCAAUGCACUUAAUACCUAUACAUAAAAAGGAGAUCGAACGGGCCAAUGGCAUACUAAACCAUCCAACCGGUGCACUACAUCUAGCCGAGUUUCGUCGUACUGCGGAAAACGAACAGGAUUGACCCAGAUUGAGAUUGAAGACUACUGAACCGUAUUGUCUGUGUAAACCACACCUGUGAACACUGUUGAUAUCGUUUUCCUUAGAAAGCCCAAAGAAUGAUUUGCGUUCUUUAAAAAAAAAAACAUGUAAACUACCUUAUUUAUAUUAUUUCUCGUGCAAAGAUGAAUGUUUGUUUAUCAACAGCUUAUUGCUUUUGUUUAAAUGUCGGAAGAAAAGUUUCUCGUAAAUUGCAUAUUAGUACAUGAAGUCUUUUAAUUGAACUGUGGUACGGGAGUAGGCAGAAUAGUUGCUGCUGCGUUGUCCGUGUCAGCACGUGCUCGCUUUACAAGAUAGGAUGUAUGAAAUUUUGAGUUCCAGGUCGGACACAUUGAUAGAGAAUUGCGGUGAAUUUGAAAAUAUAUUUUCUUACGUUAAGUAAGUUACACUAAUA